AGCUGUCAAAUGUUGACAAUUUUUAUCUAUGGAGGGGAAUGCAUGUUUCUCCAACACGAAAAUAAUUUUUUUAUUAUGAAUAGAAAUUUGAAUGAGUUAGUGUUGGCAGUAGAUGUGUGCUGUGAUUCCUGUUUUAAUAAUGAUUCCGUAAUUUUCAAUAAAACCGGAGUGAUGUGCGUAUUAUAAAAAUAAAGUAUUCUUUGUGUUACUAAGUUACUUGAAUUAAAUUAUUCGUGUUUUUGCAAUUUUUCAUUAAAUAAUUGUUUAAUCAACCUUUGAGUUUUACCAUUACAAAAAAGUAUUUAAACAUGGGAAAAAGCGGUAGUGUUAAGGCAUAUGGCAGGUCAGUGUUUCGAGUGGUUCAUGGUGUUUUCGAAAUGUUUUUCCAUUGGUUGUUUGGAUUAGUAUAUGGAGGAAAACAAAAAACUAUGCCCCCUAUUUCAGAUCUAUUGUUGCUAGAAUCCGCUACAUCUCUAGCACAUAAAAUAAGGACCAAAAAGGUUACAAGCGUACAAGUGCUCCAGUCUUUCAUAGAUAGAAUAAACGAAGUUAAUCCAGUUCUCAAUUGCGUAGUAGCCGAUAGAUUCGAUGAAGCCAGAAAAGAAGCUCAAAAAGCCGACGAACUGAUCGCGUCCGGUGUUAUACCGGAGGAGAAACUUGCUCAGGAAAAACCGUUUUUAGGCGUACCGUUUACCACAAAAGAUUGCAUUCCGGUCAAGGGUCUAAUUCAUUCAUCUGGUUUGAUCAAACGGAGACACAUCAUAGCAGAGGAAGAUGCCAAAGUGAUAGCUAGUUUGAGGAACGCCGGAGCCAUUCCAAUAGCCCUCACCAACGUCUCGGAGCUUUGCAUGUGGUGGGAAAGUGCCAAUAACGUUCACGGAAGAUCAAACAAUCCUUACGGUGUCAAUCACAUCGUUGGAGGGUCGUCUGGUGGAGAAGGGUGCGCUCAAGCUGCGGCUGUGUCCGCUUUUGGUAUUGGUUCCGACAUAGGAGGCUCAAUCCGCAUGCCGUCCUUCUUCAACGGCAUUUUCGGUCACAAACCAUCUCCGUGUAUCGUACCCAAUCACGGUAAUUACCCCGAGCCCUGUUCAGAAGAACAAAACCGAUUCCUCGGGGUGGGCCCGAUGUGUAGAAGGGCCGAGGAUCUGGCACCGAUUUUAAAAAUUCUAGCUGGCAGCAACAACAAAAAAUUGAGAUUAGACGAACCCGUAGACGUUAAGAAGAUUAGAUGGUAUUAUCAGGACAAUGAUACGGGGUCGUUUUUCGUUUCGCCAGUGGCGGCCGAAAUUAGGGAGCUGUUCGUUAAGAUAGCUAAGCAUUUGGAUAAAGCGUAUGGAAUUAAAGCGUCUAAGGUAAGUUACAACCGAUUUGCCAAAAGCGGUACAAUGUGGUUCGCGAAUAUGAAAACUUUGGAUGGACCUUUGUUCGAGCAACAUCUUGCGAAUUUAAAAGGCAGGAUCAAUCCGUGGACGGAGUUGUUAAAGUGGGUGUUCCGGAUGUCCGAGCAUACUUUUAUUGGAAUCCUUACGUGUAUCGCGGAAAAAGGAGGAUGUCAAUAUGGAGAUGAAAAAUACGAUUAUCUAGUUCAGGAACGGAACAACCUUCGCCGCGAACUUCUAGACCUCCUCGGCGACGACGGCGUAUUCCUCUACCCCACACACCCCACCGCGGCUCCAUACCACAACGAACCUUUAGUCAAACCCUUCAACUUCUCCUACACCGCUGUGAUAAACAUCCUAGGACUGCCGGCCACCCACUGUCCCAUGGGUUUGGACAAAAACGGGUUGCCCAUCGGCGUGCAAGUAGUCGCCUCCGACGGAAACGACCGGUUAUGUUUGGCCGUUGCCAGAGAGAUUGAAAAGGCUUUCGGCGGAUGGGUGCCGCCCGCUAUCCAGGCGUAACUUCGUUGAUUCUUAGGCAAAAUCGGAGUGGAGGUAAAGAGUUAACAGGAAAUUAUGAAACUAUAAUUGAAUCGCUUAUUGCUAAAAGGAAAGUCAUAAAAGUAACUAAGUUACAUUUUACGUUUUUGACUUUAAAACAUGAAACGAAACUUUGAAGAUGUUCCUUUGGUGUAAGAAGGAACCGUCUAACUAUAUUGCUGGUGUUAUAUUUUAGUGGUAGUUGUCGGUACCUUCUUACACCAAACGAAAGGAAUAUCUUCAAAGUUUCGUUUCAUGUUAUAAAGUCAAAAACGUAAAAUGUGACUUAGUUCCUUUUAACAAUAAGCGAUUCAAUUAUUAUUAUUACCAUUAGUACCUUUAAUAAUUUUAACAGCUGCUUUUAUAAGCAGAAUUGAUUAUCCAUUUCUUAAAUAGUCAUAGAAUGAAAUCAAACAUUUGUUGUGCCUUGUUAACAAUGGAUAUUUCUUUUAGAAACGAGUUUAAUGUCAUUUAAAACUGGUGGGUACAUUUGAACUACUUCUAAAAUUUUGCUACUUGUAUUGAAAGAACUAAAAUUACACACUUUGUAUGAUCUCUCGGGGUAAGUGCUGCCGCUAAUUAUAUUAGUUUAACUUUGAAUAACAAUAUCUUUAAAACCUUUAAGUUAUUUUGAAAUUUUAAAGACAAAUUGUAAGUGCCAAAACGAAUAUUACAGUUGAUUCUUCCUCGAUUGUCAAUAUCUGGUAAAAGCAACAACUGGACAAUUUCUUUAGGGUGAAUGAGACUGGUGUCUUCAUUAUUUAGCAAAUGGAUUGACAAAGAUAAACCAAUCCUUCUGACAAAUUUGACUUAAGGGUUAGGUUCCUUUUCGGCGAUGUAAACAACAAAUAGCUCAAUCUUUUACAUCUACUGUCUCAAAAUCUUUAUCCGUUACUUCAAUGAGAUUAUUUCCUUUUGAGUAUUCUUAGAAAUUCGUCCGAUAUAUCCCAGGCAUCAGCACAAAUGGUUCAUCUUUGUCGUUAAUUAUCAAAAUAAAUAUUUAAAAAUUCAAAAUGGUGCUGAAAAGAAUCGAAUUUAAUCAAAAAUUGUCCCCCUUGAAUGGAAAUAGUAGAAAGCGUCCUUUUGCUUUGCGUAACUGGACCAUCUUUUGUUUUUUUGUUCUAAUGAUAAACCUACAUGUUCCUAGGGGCCAUCUUAACUACUGGCCUUCGAAUGCACAGCCAAUUUCUUUGAAAAAUAUUGACCUGCCUUAAAAUUAUGCCUACAAAUUGUGCGGGGUCAGGUGCAAUCUAGAUAUCCCAUACAUUUUUGCCUUUAAAUACUAUUAACUUUGGUAAUUUCUCGUCAGCAGCAUUCGCAGCCAAUAAGACGGUAAUAUUUUCUUUACUAGGACCACUAGUUGCUUGGUGGGCAGGUCCAAGAACUUUAACACAGCUGGGAUAAAAAAGAACUAGUUUCGUCUUGGUUACAAAUUUUUGUUGGAGCAAUAUUAAUAAUAAAUUCCUUAAGAUGAUAAAAAUAUUCAUCUAUAAUAAAUGGCCGCUACUUUAGCUUGAAGAUUUUUUAAAUUUAACGGACAAAGAAAUCACCACCAGAAAGUUCAUCUCUAAAAUCUUGAAUAUGUCGGCCUAGUAUUUUCAGAACUUCUUUUUUGUAUAUUCCAAAGUCCCAAUGAUAUAAAAUGUUUUAACUUUUAAGAGAAAGAAAAAGAUUUUAUAGAAAUUACAAGUUUAGUUAUAAAAAACAUACCUUAAAAGUUUAAAUAAAUAAAUCUCUUAUAAUCAUUGCAGGAAACUAAAAAUAUUAAUGCUAACACUUACCAUAUUAUAUCGAAGGCUUUUGCAAUUAAUUUUUUUCUAAAAUGGACGAUGAAAUUACCGUGAACUCCAUCUUUAAAACUUCUUUUUGGAGAGUCCAAAGUCCAAUUUUGUCAUAGUUUUUAGACACUCAAUUUUCUUUUCCUCUUCAAAUGGAAUAAUAGUGGGACAUCCCACUUCUUUCGGCAUCCAUAUUUUUUGUAUAACUAAAAAUAGAUUUCGACCUGUUAAACUGUUAAAGGAUAUAUACGAAUGAUAUAAAAUGUUUCAACUAUUAAAGGAAGGAAAAGAAGAUUUUAUAGAAAUUAUAAGUUUGGUUGUAAAAAAAUAACCUUAAAAAUUUAAACAAAUAAAUCUCUUAUAAUCAUUGCAUGAAACUGAAAAUAUUAAUGCCAACACUUACCAUAUUAUACCGAUGGCUUUUGCAAUUAAUUUUUUUCUGAAAUGGACAAUGAAAUUACCGUGAACUCCAUUUUUAAAACACUUAUCGUCUUCGGAACUUCUUUUUUGGAGAGUCCAAAGUCCCAUUUAUCCAUAGUUUUUAGACAGUCUGCAAUUUUCUUCUUCAAACGAAAUAGUAGUGGGUCGGCCCAAUGACUUAGGGUGCGAUUACUGCAACUUUGCAGAUCUGCAAAUAUAACAGUAACUUUACAGAAGCUCUGCAAAUCAUACUUGCAUCUGCAAAUAUCAAUUGCAGUUGCAAAUUGCAAAAAAGAAACAUGGUAUUACAGAAACAUGUUUUCAUUUUUUGCGUUUGCAAAUCAUCUGUAACUUUGCAGGAGGUUAGAACAUCCUACAAACUUGCAGAUUGUCAAUUCUUACUUUGUUUUUUGUUUUAAUAACCUUUUGUUCCUUUUGAUUGAAUACAGUUCGUGGUGUUAGAUUAUCGAGUUUUUAAACAUACAAUGGAUUAGGGUUCAAGUUCAGUUUGCAGAUAUUUUUUGGAAUACGAAAACUUGAUACUUGCAUCUGUAAGUUCGCCAUAUUUGCAGAUCUGCAAAGUUGCAGACGUUAUGUAAUCUUACCCUUACUCUUUUAUGCUCCUUUUUUCCUUUACAUGUUUAAAAAGGGUCGCCUUUGGAAUUUUGUAUACUAUAACAGCAUGGUACAUUGAUUACCAGCUUCCAUCGCAUUCUGUAAACCUUUACACGAAUAAGACGGUUGUACCAUUUUUUCAUGUGUUUCGAACAAGAAGAAAAACAUUUUAAAUGUCAUUCCUAUUAGGUUUCAAUAUCCCUUUAUUUUUUCCUGAGGCAGGAGAAACCCAAACAAAGUAUUAGGGUUUUUUUCAAAUUCAUUCUACUCAAUGCCAUAAUAACCUAAAAUUAUUUAUCCAUAUCUGUAAAAGAAGAAAAACAUUUUUAAUGUCAUUCCUAUUAGGUUUCACUCUCCCUAUAUUUUUUCCUGAGACAAGAGAAACCCAUACAAAGUAUUAGUUUUUUUUCAAAUUCAUUCUAUUCGACGCCAUAUUAACCUAAAAUUAUUUAUGCAAGGGUGAUAUACCAAGAGCUUGAUAAUAGUCGGUUAUUUUUGUUAAAUCUAAAUCUCGAGAAUAUUUUAAUAUCAAUUUGAUGAGACAUAAUUUUAGUCAUUAAUAAUCAAUUGAAUAUUAAUGCCAAAAUUAUGUAGAAUCCAAUUGUAAAAUGUUCGUGAAAUUUAGCAACAACAAAAAUAGUAGAAUAUUAAUCGAGGUCGUGUUAUAUUUGAGACGACUAUUUCACUAGACCAAAUAUUGACUAUUUCUCUAGAGAAAUAGUCGCUGAUAUUUGGUCUAGGGAGAUAGUCAUAAAUGCGUACCUCGAAAAUAUAGAUAUUUCUUUAUAUCCACUAAUUUACAAUAAUUUAUCUAAAUGUCAGAUUCCCUCGUUACCUCGCCCCUCGUUGUGCGCCAAAUUUGUAAAACCAACAUUUACCAUAUUCUAUCGAUGGUUUUUAUUAAUCAUAAAAGGAAUUAAUUAAUGAAACGUUGAACUCUUACAUCUAUUUCAUAAAAUGAUCAUAUCACAAUUAUAAGAUGACAAAACACAAAAUUACAGAUAGGACCUUAGAGGUGGAAGAAAAAUAAUGGUAUCAUAGUUAUAUCGUUACAAGUGAAAUCUGCAAAUUACAUUACAUAAGCUUUUUUGGUGGUGUUUCUAGCUAGUUAAGCAAUUAUAAGCGAAUCUUCGGUGAUGUACUUACAGUAUUGCCAGCUUUUUCUUAUUUACUUAAAUACAAAUAAUAUUCAUAGGUUCUACUUACCCCAAAUUUACACUACUUACCCCAAAUUUACACUACUUACCCAAAAUUUACAUUACUUACCCCAAAUUUACACUACUUACCCCCGGAUGACCUUAUUUAAAUUAGUUUUAACGAAUUUAAAAAUCUGGUACAUUUGAACUACUGCAAUCCUAAGGUUUAAAAUUAUUUGUUGCACGUUUCAAAAUUGAUUGGUUUUUGUUCAUAGUUUAACCUAAUGAUGACCUGAGAGGUCUAGACCAAUUUUAUCGCGUUUUUUCAUAUUUAAAAUAUUUAUUGUGAUACCAAUUUGGCGUUUGAUUUUAUUCUAUAUAUAGCUGUUUUUGUAUUUAUACAUUUUAUAACCGUUUGUGCUAAAAUAAUGAAGGAUAACAUUGUUAUCUCUACUCACGAUUUGGCCUAAAUUACAUUGUGAUGCUUUUAUAUGUAUAAUCAUUAACUAGAUUUAUUAAAGAUAAACUAAAUUAUGUUCCACACUCGUCGAUUCUGAAAUUAUUUAAAGAUCUUUCGAUAAACUAAAAUUCAUCGGAUUUUCUCUGUAUUUAUUGCACUUAAAUGCUAAAUACUGCAUUGUAUUUUUAAUAAAUCUAGUAAAAUUGUUCUCUCACAAGUGAUGCCGAAUUUAUUGUGCUUUUAAAAAUUAAAUGUAAUUAUAAAGGUACAGGGUUGGAGUUACAUGUCGACUAAAUUAUAAGUUCAAUUAAAAACUUGUAAAAGUGAUAAAUAUUGAGAUUCAACAGCUAACAAAUUUUUAAGUACACUAUUUCUUUAAAUUUAUCACCCUUAUGACCGUUCUUCGAUAAGAACGAAUCUUUUGAAGCAGCAUUGAAUAAUUUGUAACGAAUUUUAUGAACUACUGAUUUUAAAUAUCAACAAUAGAAAAAGAUUGAUGGUGUUAAGUCUGUUGACCAAGCAAAGCAUUCAAAAACCAAAUUUUUACUAUUAAAUAUCGAUAAAUUGUCAAAAAAAGCUAUUUUUAAGAUUAAUUAUAAUUUAGAGAGUAGUUAUAUAAUAUUCCGACACAUGUAUGUCCAACCCUCUAUUUUAUAUCUGUAAAUUUGUUUUGACAACUUUAUAUAUACCUAUACUUACGAAACUUAUACUUGAAAUACUGUUUAUAUCUAAUUUUGUAGGAAUCAAUAAUCAGAAUAAUUUCUCACAGUAUUAGUUGGCAUCUACCCAUUUUUUAGAUAUAUUCAAUUACAAAUAUUUACUAUUUUUUUACAAAACAGCAUUUUAUUGUAUUAAAAUCAAAGCGUAAACACAUUCACUAGUCACUGUAUGCACUGGCUAGUAUUCUCUAAACUGACUCAGUAAAAUAGAUUUUAGAGUUGGUACAUUCCUUAAAAGGUGUUGAAUCCAAGAGACAUAACCUCUUGUUCAACAUUUUAGUUAUUUUAAAUGCAAUUUUCUGAUAAAAUGCCACUGAAGAAACCAAAACAUUUAUAUUCGUUUAUCUGCAGACAUUGAAUCUUAAAGUUGAACUUCUUUAACGAAGCAUCUAUUCCAUCAUGCACAUUGAAAAUGAUGUCACUUGGGCCUUGUAAACACAGAUUUAAAUCAUUUAAUUUAGAAAAAAGUUUUUGCAAUCGAAAAAUAUCGGAAAAAUGCUUGAACCAUACUUCAAUUCAAAUAAGCGGUAAUAACUUUGCCACGAGCCGUUAUUCUCGUUCCACCGAGCGCAUUCUGGAAAACUCUCGGUUCGCUCCAUUCCCAGAAGUAAAAGUAAAUUAAAUUAUUAUAAUUAUUUAGGUAGGUUUACAUUGAUUUCAAAAUUGUUUAAUGUACAGACUUAUAAGCUACUUAGCUAACAAAUAGUGGUUAUAGAACUGGUUUAUUUUAUACAGAGUGUUGUGAAACAUGUCUUAAAUAUGGCUAAAUUUAAGUUCAAUUUACUCAAUUUUUUCAAAUGCAACUCCCUAUAUAUUAAUUUAGCAUAAAACUCCUUAUAAAUUUUUUAGACAGAGUAUCUUUUAGCGAUGUCUAUCUGGUUACAUUUUGUAUAUUUACAAUAAGUUUUGCGUUUCCACGAAGUUUAGAAAUUAAAGAGUUUAAUAAAUAAGUAUUUUGGAAAGGAUUUGGAUGAUCUCUAAUAUAAAAACUGUUAAUAAGAGAUUCACAUACCGAUAAGUACCUAUUUUUCUUAAAGGUUUUUUGUAUUUUAGAUCUUGUUUUUUAUUUUUAUUUUCAAAACUAAAUUUAGAGCAGCUUUCUUUCUUUGGAAUGGGAAAUUAAAUGAUCUAAAUCAAGAGCCGCAAAUUCGUCUGCGAGUAAAAAAUUGACAUUUAAAAAUUUAACUAAAAUAAAUUUAAGUUACUUACAGGAAAAACACAAAUUUGAGCAUUAUCCUAUAAGGAUGAACAGUACCUAUUCCUGGAAUCUGCACUCCUUGCAAAGUUGAGCGAUUUGUGUCCCAACUUUCGAUGCUGAUUGUUGUGAACGGUUAUACUGGUCCUCGAUGUUUGGAGAACCACUUCAAUAUCAACACACCUCUACACACGAAUCGCGACAAUCAAUUGUUAAAACGAGAAUUGACACGUUCGAUACGCGACAACUUGGAUAUCCUACUAUGACUGCGCCACAAAUAUUUUCUGAACUCAAAAUUCGGUUCUUAAAAAAAGAUUUCAAAAUUAUUUUACUAUAAUGCAUCUAACUACCAAGAAAGCAAAUUAUCAAGGUUGUAAAACAGAAUAAUGAAAUAUGAUAUGAGAUAAGAGCUUCUAAGAAAUAAGUCGUUGACUCUGCAAAUGCCAUAAGGAUAGCUAAUGUAAUUCGUGGCUUGUAAAUGCUGCAUACUUUGACUAGUGAAUGUGUAUAAUAUUUACGCUUUUACUGUAACAUAUAUAAAAAAAGAUUAUUUAAUUUACACAAACAUACAAAUAAUAGUGAUUUUUUGUCACAAAAAGUACUGUGGAAACGACCAAUUUUUAGCAUUUUGUAAUGAAUGUUCUAUUGUGACCAAAACCAUCUCUUACCUAUUCUUAUGUAGGAACUUAAUAUAAUGGAAUUAAAGUUUAAAGAGUAUUUAUACCAAACUGGAAGAAAUUUAUAUAAAAAAAAUUCGGCAAAAUUGAUAAAUCGUUUGCCAAACAAUUAAUUGAUAUUAAGCCUUAUUUUUAUAUGAUCAAGAUUUGAUUUUUCUUAUUAAAAUCAAUAAUUGAUCUCGUAAAUAUAAAUUUGUUAAUAUAAAUUCGUAAAUAUAAAUGUUACUGAAAAAGAUACUAAUUUCACCUUUAUGCAAAUUUUAAAAUAAUAAAAAUAAAAAAUUCCUAAUAAAAAACCUUGUAUUUGAAAAACGUUGGUGGUUUACAGCGAAAUUAGUAAAUAGUGAUUUUUAUUGAAGAGUAAAGCACUUUUAAAAUAUUGAAAGCAUAAAUUUGAUUUUUUUAUUAAAAUACUAAACCAAUCAUUUUAACAAAUUAUGUAUUGUAUGAGACCUCUACUAAUAAAAUUUUCCUGUAAACAGUGAUUUAUUCAAACAAAUUUUUUUUAUUUAUUAUUAUAGACCUUAAAAUCAUUCAACAGUUGGCAUAAUAAUAGUAGAUCAUAUUCCUGUGUGCUAUUCAUUAUCUGAAAGAUAAGAAAAUUCGUUGUUAUAGGAGCUGAAACUAUCUAGAAUGAAAUAGGAAAUUAAUUCCUGAACACAAAUUCAUGAAAACGAUCUAAAAAGAAUUUUAAAAAUUGAUCAAACCCACGACCUUUGGUAUACCGUACCAACUACUUAACUAUUACAACAAAAGAGUGUAUGCAUCUGGCCAUUUACAGAUGUAUUGUCUUUACUUUGAUAUUCCCGCAUAAUUUCAGUUCAUGCCUAAUAAGGCUUUGUUUUUAUGAGAAAAAUAGUUUCAAUAUGUCUGCCUACAUUAUUCUCUUCCAAAUUUUAUUUAACAAGAUCAUAUUGGUGUCUAUAAAUACUUUCUAAUUUCUCUCAACAUCAACUCUGGAUCUAAAAACACUUCACUCUUCAGUAACAUCCUUUUAAUUUCCACUAUUUAAUUUUUUUCAAAAUAAGUGUUGCUUUAUUAUUGAAAUUAAAGUGAUACAGGGUUUUUUAUCAAGAAUAUAUAUAUUUUUUAAAUGAAUAAUAUUUUGUAGACUUUAUAAUUUUUUACAGACUAAAUAUGUUUAUAGUAAAAACCCUUCCCGAGAAAGUUUGUGAAACAUUUCUAGCUCAUUUCGAAAAGUCUUAUUAAAGUAUUUUUUAUACAUAUAUAUUUAUUUACAAAUAUAUUCAAUAAAUAAUUUUGUUUAGAACAUUUUCAUAGCCAUUUUUAUAAAUAUAUAUUUUGUUACAACAAAUUUAUUAUUAAUUUAUUACAGAUAGUCUUCGAUGGGUCAUCCCUUGUACAUAUUUUUUAUUUAACAAUAUUGAUAUAGAGGGUGUGGUAAAUCUCAUUUGUAAGCAAAUAUUUGUGAAAACAGUAAACUUUUGUAGAUGUGUAACUGACAUCACAUUUACAUUGUAUUUUUAGAUAUUUUUGUGUCGUUUUAAAGAAGUUUCAAAAUAUUCUAUGUAUUUCCAUCAUUUAAACGUAUUAUGUCCUGAAUCUCCAAUUCUGUCCUGGUUGUCCUAUAUUGUAACAACUUUAAAACUAUACAUCAAUACAUAUUUUUUAAAAUAAAUAUAAUACCCACUUUAUUUUUACCUGUGUGGUAUUUAUGUUGUAUAUUCUCAGGUUGUCCUACACAUACAAAUAGUACACCUUAUAUUUAUGUAUGAACUUUUAUGUAAAAUGUUGAGAUUAUUUUAUGUAACUGUUAUAUAUUUUAUAAUAAUAAAACUGUGCUUCUUGUUGUA
This is a messenger RNA of Psylliodes chrysocephalus, 10733 nucleotides long. NCBI's taxonomy places the organism in Eukaryota, Metazoa, Arthropoda, Insecta, Coleoptera, Chrysomelidae. The record is from the annotation of a GenBank genome assembly.